UGUGAGGGGUGUGCGUCCUUCCGCGGCGCUGUGGCUCCGGCUCCACUGACAGCUCUAAACGGCGUCGGUCCUCGGUCCUCAAGCUGGAGGCUGAACCGGGGCUCUACCGUCUCGCACCCAGCGGAGAGCUGGUAUAUUCCAGGCAGCCCCCUCUGAAAUCAUGGCCACUGAAACGGCUUCUUCUUGCACUGGAUCCAGUUUGCUGCAGCCGAUCAGUGAGAUAAUUAAUCUCCCCCUAGACCAGGUGAACUUUGUGGUCUGCCAGCUGUUCGCUCUGCUUACAGCCCUCUGGUUCCGGCUGUAUCUCCACCCCAGUAAAACCAGUACCUUCGUCCGUCAUGUGGUGGCGACCCUCCUGGGCUUCUAUCUGGCAUUGUUCUGCUUUGGCUGGUAUGCGUUGCACUUCCUGGUCCAGAGUGGGCUCACGUACAGCAUCAUGAUCUUCGCUGGAGUGGAACAUAUGCAUAAGUACUGCUUCGUGGUGGCCCUGGGGUACCUCACCUUUUGCCAGAUCACGCGGGUCUACGUCUUCGACUAUGGCAUGUACUCGGCCGACUUCACUGGGCCCAUGAUGGUCAUCACACAGAAGAUCACCAGCCUGGCGUUUGAGAUCCAUGACGGGAUGGCCCGCAAAGAGGAGCUGCUCACCUCCAGCCAGAAAUGCCUAGCUGUAAGGAGGAUGCCGAGUCUGCUGGAGUACCUGAGCUACAACUGCAACUUCAUGGGCAUCCUGGCGGGACCCACGUGCUCCUACAACGACUACAUCGCCUUCAUCGAGGGCACCGCCUACCGGCUGAAGCACCUCGAGUCCAACGGCAAGGAGAACGGGAAGUGCAAGCAGUUGGACCCCUCGCCCAAGAAGGACGUGAUCCACAAGCUGUGCACGUGUGCCGUCUCUCUGCUCGUCUACCUGUCCGUGUUCAGGACGUGCCCCGUGGAGCGCAGCAUCGAGGACGGCUUCAUCGCCACCACGCCCUUCCACCUGCAGGUAGCCUACCUGUAUCUGUCCAUGCUGGCCACUAGACCAAAGUACUACUUCGUCUGGACUCUGGCUGAUGCCAUCAACAAUGCCGCCGGCUUCGGUUUUAAUGGAUACAACAAAGACGGGACACCUAGAUGGGACUUGAUUUCAAACCUGAGAAUUCUGGACAUAGAGUUUGCCACCAGCUUUAAGAUGUUCCUGGACAACUGGAACAUCCAGACGGCGCUUUGGCUCAAGAGGGUUUGCUACGAGCGCUGCCCCUACAACCCCACGGCGGCCACCUUCCUGCUGUCGGCCAUAUGGCACGGUGUCUACCCAGGGUACUACCUGACCUUCUUCACCGGAAUCCUGAUGACCAUGGCGGCACGAGCGAUCAGACACAACGUGAGGCCGCACUUCCUGGGCUCGGCCGCGCUCGAGCUGCUCUACGACGUGGUCACGUGGGCCGGGACGCAGAUCGCCAUCUGCUACACCGUGGUGCCAUUUGUCCUGCUGGCCGUUGGUCCUUCGCUGAAGUUCUACAGAUCGUGGUAUUUCUGCAUCCACAUCGUUUGCGUCCUGCUCAUGGUCUUCCUACCCGUGAAGCCCAGGCACCUGAGGGCGAAAGAGGUGUCCAGCGACCCAGCUGCCCUGCAGGCCCCCAGCAGCCCCCCUGACACGGAAAGCAACUGCAGUCAGAAACGGAAAGCCUCGUGAGGCCCUCCCGGGGGGGGGGGCGGGCAGCCAGGAUUCGGGGGCCGGGAGCCUUCCGACUGGUGCGCGAACCACUCGGACCCUGGGACGCGAAUGCGAAGGGUUCUCCUCCUUUCUAAACAGAGAAAUGUAACGCGGACGAGCAAACAAAACAAACAAACCAACACGGACCUUCCAGUAGCGGCGGCGGGAGCGACGAGUGUGCUGCGUUUACGCCGACAGGGCGGACCUCACGCGGUACCGGGACGCCACGAAUCAAGAUGGCGUGAAUUUAACAAGUAAUAAUAACACUAAACUAUAAAAGGGAAGUGUGUGACCCAAAUGUCAGUUUGCUAAAGAUCGCCAAGUGACUUUUCCUUUGUUUAAAGUGUAAAAGGUUGCCUUAAACCCUCUAUCUACGUGGACUUGGGUUCUUGGAGAGAUGGUAAGGUGAGCACGGGCAGUGUGCUCAUUCAAUGGCGAAAAUCUCAGAGUUCCCCAUCGUCCAAGAGCACUUUGCUUCUCAGAGUUGUGUGUGGGUAUGAGAAGGGAUGGGUCAUAGUAGUGCUGGGUGGAGCAAUGUGAGGUUGGGUGGAGCCUGGUGGAGCUGGGGG
Scleropages formosus (Asian bonytongue) is the source of this 2268-nucleotide messenger RNA. RefSeq names its product membrane bound O-acyltransferase domain containing 2a (gene mboat2a). The transcript has 13 exons. Gene Ontology annotation, biological process: lipid modification. The record is from RefSeq and is a predicted model, not a curated record. Gene Ontology annotation, cellular component: membrane. Gene Ontology annotation, molecular function: acyltransferase activity. NCBI's taxonomy places the organism in Eukaryota, Metazoa, Chordata, Actinopteri, Osteoglossiformes, Osteoglossidae. Bases 161 to 1678 code for a protein of 505 amino acids.